AAAACAUUAUAAACUAGAUGUAAUAUUUUUUUUAUGCAUUUCAAAGCACUAGUAGCUAUCCAGCCGGAGGUCGUAUUAUUCAGGCUCAUUCGCUGAGUACUAGUUUCAGUGCUUUUUUGUAGAAUCCAGGGAAACAGACGUAACUGGAGGCGGAGUCUGCAAACUUUAACCCACCGCAGAGUUGCAGGAAUGUCCGCUUUAUAUGUUAUCCUGUACCUCCUACCAGCAGGAGGGAGGACCAUAGUCUGGGGAGGACCCGCGGAAGCCGCACCUGCAGCGGACACUCAUCUCCAUUUCACAUGCACGCGCUUAUUUCCCUGUGCUCGCAGACCCGUGUGUGUUCAGUUUGUGUUUAGUCUUUCCUGCGGUGAUGUCUGAGAGCUCGUGUGUCCCCGGGGCCCCGCAGCGCCUGGUGCCUCUGGCUCUCCGCGGAGAGUGGAUGGCGCUGGAGCAGAAGAUCAAGACUUUAGAGAGAGGACAUCCGGACAUACUUCAGUGCGAUGAGGAGUCGGGUCUGAGUCUGCUGAUGCUGGCGGUGCGGGAGAGCCGUCUGUCAGUCCUCGACAGGUUACUGGAGCUCGGGGUCAAUCCUGCUGACAAAACCAAGGAUGGCAGAUCAGCUUUACACAUCGCCGCUGCUCACUCCAAAGACGAGAUCGUCAAACUACUGGUCAGAAAAACUGACCCCAAUUCAUCAGCAGGGCCCAAUGAUCAGCUGCCUCUGCAUUACGCUGCGUCUCGAUCGACCGGCGGACUCGCUGUGGUGCAAACACUGCUCAAGUUCAGCAGUAAAGACGCUCGACUGACACCUGACAAGAACGGCUGUCUACCGCUGCUGCUGGCUGCCGACGCCGGGAAUGUCGGGAUUGUUCGGGAGCUCCUCUCCAGCCAAUCAGAGCCUCAGAUCAGAGCUACGAAGACCGCAAACGGAGACACGGCUCUUCACAUCUGCUGCAGACGGAGAGAUGUAGAGAUGGCCAAAAUCCUGGUGGAGUUCGGGGCCAAUCCAGAUUCUCAGAAUGAUGAAUGGCAGACUCCUCUACACAUCGCAGCUCAUGAAGGAGACGAGAACAUGCUGAAGUUUCUGUAUCUCUGCAAGGCCAAUGCUAACAUAUCUGACAAGAUGGACAGAUCUCCUCUCCACAUCGCAGCGGAGCAGGGACACACCAAUGUAGUGGAGAUCCUCACUGAGAAAUUCAGGUCCUGUGUGUUGGCAAGAACCAAGGAUGGAAACACUCUCCUGCACAUCGCGUCUCAGUGCGGUCAUCCCACCACUGCUCUCAGCUUCUUGAGGAAGGGCGUCCCGCUGCACAUGCCCAACAAGUCUGGAGCAGUGUGUCUGCACGCGGCCGCUAAGCGCGGACACACAGCUGUAGUGAAGGCUCUUCUCCAGAAGGGAGCGCAUGUGGACGCGGCGGCUCGAGACGGACAGACGGCGCUGCACAUCGCGGUGGAGAACUGCAGACCGCAGGUGGUGCAGAUGCUGCUGGGCUUCGGUGCGCACGUGCAGCUCAGAGGAGGAAAGGCUCAGGAAACUCCUCUCCACAUCUCAGCGAGGGUGAAGGAGGGCGAGCGUGCAGCAGAGAUGCUCCUGAAGAGCGGAGCGGAGGUCAACGCAGAGCAGGAGAAUGGAGAGACAGCUCUGCAUGUGGCAGCACGGCACGGCUCUCUGCAGAUGAUAAGAGCCCUCAUUCAGGAUGGAGGAGACCCCAGAUGGAGAUCCAGGGUUGGAGAGAGUCCUCUGCAUGUGGCGGUGCGUCACUGUCACGCUCAUGUGGUGCAGGAGAUUUUAACUUUUCUGACCAAUGAGAAGAGCCGACAGGAUGCAGAACUCUGUGUGUGUGAAGGCAACCAGGACGGAGAGACGACGCUUCAUCUGGCAGCAGAGCUCAGGACGGAUGCGCUUCAUCAGCCGGAGGAGGACACCACCAUCAUCCAGAUCCUGAUGGAGCAUCAGGCUGACAUCACUGCAGUCACACGACAGACUGGAGAGACGCCUCUUCAUUACAGCGCCAGGGUGGGGAACACUACAGUUCUGCAGGAGAUGCUCAGGAACGUCCCCACAAACCAGAUCCAGACAGCCAUCAACAAACACUCCAAGAACGGCUGGUCUCCUCUUCUACUAGCUGCAGAUCAGGGUCACACAGAGGUGGUGAAGAUCCUGCUGCAGAAUAACGCCCGAGUAGACGUUUUUGAUGAGGAGGGAAAGGCAGCCAUUCAUCUUGCAGCACAACGCGGUCAUCAAGACAUCGUGGAUGUCCUGCUUUCCCAUAAGGCUUUUGUGAAUGCCAAAACCAAGCAGGGCCUGACGCCUCUCCAUCUAAGUGCUCAGAAUGGGUCAGCGCGGCUCGUUCGGCUGCUGGUGGAGAACCAUCAGGCCAGUGUUGAUGCUCUGUCUCUGAGGAAGCAGACGCCGUUGCAUCUGGCUGCCAUGAGUGGACAGCUGGACGUCUGCAGCAGCCUGCUGAGCCUCCGAGCCGACAUCACUGCCACCGACAGCCGAGGUCAGACUCCUCUCCAUCUGGCGGCUGAGAGCGACCAUUCAGAAGUGGUGAAGUUGUUUCUGAGACUCAGACCUGAAUUGGCCACACUAGCGAACGAGGAUGGGUCGACAUGCACGCACAUCGCUGCGGCCAAAGGCAGUGUGUCUGUCAUCAGAGAACUGCUCAUGUUUAACCAAGGAGGAGUCGGCACGCUCAACCACAAGGCUCAUGGUUUGUGUCCUCUUCAUCUGGCUGCUGCCGGUGGACACGCUGAAGUGGUGAAGGUCCUUCUGGAGGCUGGAGCUUCAGUGACGGAGGAGGAUGGAGAAGGCAUGACGGCUGUUCACCUGGCAGGCAAAAACGGCCACACACACAUCCUGGAGGUGCUGAGAGGAAGCGUUCCCCUGAAGAUCCAGAGUUCUAAGACAGGGUUUACAGCUCUGCAUGUGGCGGCCUCUUUCGGACAGAUGGAUUUCGUCAGAGAAAUCCUGACUAAAGUUCCUGCGACGAUACGAAGCGAAUUCCCCACAGUCAGUGGCAAAGAUGACAUAAAGAGACAACAGCCUUUAGCUGAGUCAGGUUUUACUCCUCUUCAUCUGGCGUCUCAGUCGGGUCAUGAGAGUGUGGUCCGCCUGCUGCUGAACUGUCCUGGUGUUCAGGCCGAUGCGGAAACAAACAUUCAGGGCUCCAGCCCUCUUCAUCUGGCGGCUCAGUGCGGACACACAGCAGUGGUGGGUCUCCUGCUCAGCCGCUCCUCAUCUCUGCUCCAUCAGACGGACAGACGGGGACGCUCCGCUCUGCAUCUGGCCGCCGCACACGGACACGUGGACAUGGUGCGAGUCCUGCUGGGACAAGGAGCUGAAAUCAAUCAUACCGACAUGAGUGGCUGGACGGCACUGCAUUACGCUGCUGAAGCCGGCUGUCUAGAGGUGUUGUUGUUUUUGGUGGAGAGCGGUGCAUCUGCGUGUGCCGAGUGUCAUAGCGGACGGACGCCGCUGCAGUACGCGGCUCAGCAGAACCACGAGUCCGCUGUCAUAUUCCUGCUAAGACGAGAGAAAAACACACUCCGGCUGCUGGACGACAAGAAGUUCAUAUUCAAUCUGAUGGUGUGCGGGCGCAUGAAUGACAAUCAGUCUCUGGAGGAGCUGGUUUUACACUCGUCUGCACCUCUGGAUACGGCUGUGCGCCUGUCUCGAGCUCUGAGUGUGUGUGCGCUCAGAGAAAAGGAGCGGUCGGUGGAUCUGCAGGCUGCAGCGCGUCACUGUGAGCUCAUAGCGUCUGACCUGCUGUCUUUAUCCGCAUCUGCUGGGGGUCAGGGUGUGGGCGCGGGUCCCAUCCUCAGGGCCGUGGACCACCGCGGGCUCAGUGUACUGGACUGCCUGAUCGAGGGCCGGCAGAAGGGCGUGGUGUCCCAGCCGGCGGUGCAGACGUACCUGACAGAGGUGUGGUGUGGAGGCCUGCAGUGGGACUCCUGGAAGAUCCUGCUACUGUUCUGCUGCCUGCUGCUGUGUCCGCCAUUGUGGCUCCUGCUCGCACUGCCGCUCACACACAGCUUCAACAGCAUCCCAAUCGUGAAGUUCAUGAGCCACCUGGUGUCCCACAUCUUCCUGCUCACUCUGUUCAUCCUCACCAUCGUGUACCCACCCGUGAGUCCUCUAUCCCAGGCCCGUCUGAUGCCCAGCUGGAGCGAGUGUCUGCUGCUCAUCUGGCUGUGUGGAAUGCUAGUCUCCGAGCUGACGUUCCCCGGCGAGCGCUCCGGAUUAGCCUGGAUCCGUCUGCUGCUUUUGGGUUUUUCUGCCGCUGCUCUACUCUGCCACCUGCUGGCAGUGUUCACCCAAUGGUGGCCGCCAACACAUCUGCAUUGUCUGUUCGCUCGUAAUGUCCUGCUAGCCGUCGCGAUGACUCUCGGUUUCAUCCAGCUUCUCGAAUUCCUCACAUUCCAUCAUUUAUUCGGCCCGUGGGCGAUAAUCAUCAGAGACUUGAUUAAAGAUCUGUGCAGAUUUGCUGUGAUCCUGAUGUUGUUUCACACUGCAUUUACAUUAAGUCUCACGGCAUUAUGCCAGCCGCUUUAUCCACAAGAACAGCAUAACAACACGACAGAAGUGACCGUUCCUGGCCCUUUAAAUAUGUCCGUGCUGCUUUUUUUUGCGUUGUUUGGUUUGACUGAACCUGAUAAAAUUCCCGAUGUGGAUCGAUCACCUCCUGCUACGGCGGUGUUGGCUAAAAUGGUGUUCGGUGUGUAUCUUGUGGUAACGUUUAUAGUGUUAAUUAACCUGCUGAUCGCGAUGAUGAGUGACACGUAUCAGCGAAUACAGGCUCAAUCCGACACCGAGUGGAAGUUUGGCCGUGCCGUUUUAAUUCGAGAUAUGAGCCGCAAAUCUGGCAUCCCCUCUCCAUUCAACCUGUUCACCAACCUGUUCUACUCAGUUAAAGUUGUCUGCAAACGCGCAGGGAAGAUGUGCUCGUCGGAGUCUCGUGAUGUGAUGAAUGAGGAUGAAGAUGCUGAAGGUUUGUCGGAUUCUCGCUCUCUGGAUCUUCUGUCUCAGGCGUCUGUCAGCGGCGUCAGAGGAAACAAGAGGACACAGAUCCUGCCAGAGGGUGGUCAGAUCUCACUGGCCCAUUCCGGAGGUCAUGUGCGCGUGGAGAAUGUUGCUGAUUGGCCGUCGGUGGUCCAGCAGUUUCUGUCUCAGCGCAGGCAGAGAGACAGAUCAACAGCAGAGAGAGACGAAUGAACCACACGUUUAUCCCAACAGAUGAGUUUACGCUGCCUUUGAGCAUCAUUCUGAAGCCGCUGUUAGCUUCAGCCUGUCACUGCCUGUGGAUUUCUCUGAUGUUCACUCCUCUCUAUACAUCUCUACCGCUCACCAAGAGUGCAUUUAUUUGAUCGAAAAUACAGGACAUUUUUGAAAUAUUAUUACAACUUAAAAUGAAUAUACAGUACUGUACAGUAUAGUGAACUGUCAUUUAUAUCUGCAGUCUAAAGCUGAAAUUUUCAGUCAUUCAAAUGCUAAUUUGAUGAUCAAGAAACAUUUCGGAUCAUUAUCAGUGUUGAAAAAA
Molecule: messenger RNA, 5540 nt
Organism: Danio aesculapii
Lineage: Eukaryota; Metazoa; Chordata; Actinopteri; Cypriniformes; Danionidae
Gene: trpn1
Product: transient receptor potential cation channel, subfamily N, member 1
Exons: 29
Coding region: 371-5215 (1614 amino acids)
Biological process (GO): calcium ion transmembrane transport; GPI anchor biosynthetic process
Cellular component (GO): glycosylphosphatidylinositol-N-acetylglucosaminyltransferase (GPI-GnT) complex; membrane
Molecular function (GO): protein binding; calcium channel activity
Source: RefSeq, a predicted model, not a curated record